UCUAUUGUGUUGUUUGAUGGGUGGUUUGAGGUUGUCGUGUGUUGUGUGUUGCUGUUGGUGGGUAUUCGUGUUUUGCAAAGAUCUAGAGAGAGUUGUGGGUACGAUGUGGUGCAGUGUCUUUGGGUGCAUUCUAGUGCUCCUAGACAGCAGAUUCCACAUCAUGUGAUAGGCAAUGGUGAAGUCUCGGAUGUGAACAAGAAGGGUGCCACCAAAGUAGGAGGAUUUCGAAUUGUCAAGAAGAUGGUGAACAACGUGUGGCCUAAAGAUCAGCCACUCAUUAGAGCCAGAGUUGUUGGUGCGUUAGGCCUUCUAGUGGGAGCUAAAAUGUUGAAUGUCCAAGUGCCUUUCUUCUUCAAAGAAGCAGUUGAUUAUCUCAAUACUGGUGCUAGUGGUGCUGCUUUUGAUAUCAGCAACCCAAUGACAGGACUCAUGACAGCAUCAACAGCACUCAUACUUGGCUAUGGUAUGGCACGAGCUGGAGCAUCUUUAUUUAAUGAGCUGCGUAAUGCUGUGUUUGCAAAAGUUGCUCAAGGCUCAAUACGCCGAAUAGCAAACAGAACGUUUCUUCACCUCCACUCGCUUGAUCUCAGUUUUCAUCUCGGGCGACAGACAGGAGCAUUAUCUCGUGCCAUUGACAGAGGGACAAGAGGGAUGAACUUUGCGUUGUCAGCUCUUGUGUUUAACAUUAUUCCAACUAUAUUUGAAAUAAGUCUGGUGUCUGGAAUAUUAGCAUAUCAGUGUGGUCCAUACUACGCUGCCAUAGUCAUCGGGACUCUGGGAACAUAUACAGCAUUCACAUUUUCUGUUGCACAGUGGAGAAUAAAGUUUCGAGCUCAGAUGAAUGCAGCUGACAAUGAAGCCGGCUCUCAUGCCAUUGAUUCACUGAUUAACUACGAAACAGUGAAGUAUUUUAAUAAUGAACAAUAUGAAGCACAACGAUAUGAUGAGAUAUUAGCAAGAUAUGAAAAGAGCUCACUGAAGACGACAACGAGCCUUUCGUUUCUGAAUUUUGGUCAACAGUUUAUCUUUAGUGUGGGAUUAACGGCAGUGAUGUUGUUAGCAAGCCACCAGAUCAUCCAGGGUAGCAUGACAGUUGGUGACCUUGUUAUGGUGAAUGGCUUGCUGUUUCAGCUAUCGGUUCCUCUCAACUUUUUGGGCAGUGUGUAUAGAGACUUACGACAAUCGUUUGUUGACAUGCAAACAAUGUUCAGUCUCUUGGAUCUGAACACUCACAUACAGAAUAGACCGGAUGCUCGUCCUUUAGCCAUCAGCAGUACAGAUCACAUUCCUAUGGUGGCAUUCGAGAACGUGGGAUUUCACUACAUCGAAGGAAGAUCGAUUCUUGAUGGUCUGACGUUGUCGGUACCUUUAGGCAGGAAAGUUGCUCUUGUUGGUGGAAGCGGGUCUGGCAAAUCAACACUGGUUCGUCUUUUGUAUCGAUUUUAUGAUCCACACUGUGGGCGUGUUUUGAUCAACGGAACAGACAUUCGAGACAUCACACUGGAGAGUCUACGUAGGGCAGUUGGUGUCGUUCCACAGGACUGUGUAUUGUUUCACAGUUCUAUCUACCACAACAUUGCGUAUGGAGACUUAAGUGCAACAUCAGACCAGGUGUUUGAGGCUGCUCGUAUGGCUAAUCUUCACGACACCAUCAUGUUGUGGCCGAAUAAGUACGACACUCAGGUCGGAGAAAGAGGCCUCAAGUUGUCUGGAGGUGAGAAACAAAGAGUUGCUAUUGCCAGGGCCAUUCUGAAAAAUCCCGCUGUUCUAAUAUAUGAUGAAGCAACGUCUAGCCUCGACUCAAUAACAGAACAGCAUAUCUUAUCAGCAAUGGAAGACAUAUCACGUGACCGGACAUCAAUCGUCAUAGCACAUCGUCUAUCAACAGUAGUUGAUGCCGACGAAAUAUUCGUUCUUGAUGAAGGUAAAGUGUGUGAAAGAGGAACUCACCACCAGCUGCGGGCGGACACUUCCUCACUGUAUUACGAACUAUGGAAGCAACAACACAGAGAAACCGAUCAGAAUAGAAAUGAAAUCAGCAGUCCAAGGGAAAUACAAUAGGAUGUCGAAGUAGGCAUACAAUU
Corticium candelabrum is the source of this 2084-nucleotide messenger RNA. Its product is annotated as iron-sulfur clusters transporter ABCB7, mitochondrial-like. The transcript has 14 exons. Gene Ontology annotation, molecular function: ATP binding; ATP hydrolysis activity; ABC-type transporter activity. Gene Ontology annotation, biological process: transmembrane transport; intracellular iron ion homeostasis. Gene Ontology annotation, cellular component: mitochondrial inner membrane. Bases 241 to 2061 code for a protein of 606 amino acids. The record is from RefSeq and is a predicted model, not a curated record. NCBI's taxonomy places the organism in Eukaryota, Metazoa, Porifera, Homoscleromorpha, Homosclerophorida, Plakinidae.